Molecule: messenger RNA, 561 nt
Organism: Acaulospora morrowiae
Lineage: Eukaryota; Fungi; Glomeromycota; Glomeromycetes; Diversisporales; Acaulosporaceae
Source: the annotation of a GenBank genome assembly
GAUAAAAAGUGGGACCUCUUAUCUAAAGAUGGCAUACGAAGAGGUAUUAUUUCCCAUCUGCUUUACUGGCAAAAAGAAGUACUUUGGGAUUGGGCAUGAAGAUAUAGUAAACUUUAAACCGAAAAAUCUUUUCAUGAAAGGGAUAGAUACUGUAAAGCAAGGUAAAUUCCAGCUUUUUAAAUUCAUUGGAGAAAGGAUUAUGAGGGAGGCUUUGGAUAUAAAUAAUACACGCUCAAUUCAUGAAAUUGUUGAAGAUAUUCUUAGGGAAGCUCGGAACAAGGAAUGGGAUUUCAAUGAAUUUAUUGUAAUGGGAACAUGGAAGCCUAAGAAACAAAAUCUUUAUAACAUUCGCUUUAUGGGUCGUAUGAGAGAGAAAAAUGAGAGGAUUCCUAAUCCUGGCGAACGGUUUAGCUACAUUGUUGUAAAAGGCUUACCUCUCUAUAAUAAAGAGGGUAAAAAGGAGCCACAUAGAAUCGGUGAUUUUAUGGAGUAUGCAGACAUCACAAAAGAGCAAAAUAUGGAAAUAGAUAUCAAUUAUUACUUAGGAGCGACAACGGCAAU